Molecule: messenger RNA, 1254 nt
Organism: Entamoeba dispar SAW760
Lineage: Eukaryota; Evosea; Mastigamoebida; Endamoebidae
Exons: 1
Coding region: 1-1254 (417 amino acids)
Source: RefSeq, a predicted model, not a curated record
AUGCAAAAAGUACGUCCUAUGAAUUUUAAUGAAUGGCCGUUAGUUAGUAUGUGGAUAUCUGUAAGUGAUUUGUUUGAGAAUAUUGAUAUCAAUAAAUUUAAAAGAAAUUUACCUCAUGUACUUAAACAAUAUACUCCAUUUAAGCUUUUUGCAAAAUCAGAAAAGACAAAUACAAAUGAUCAAAUGGAUAUUAAAAAAACUCCGUUUGGUUCAAAGAAUACUGAUGAACAGUAUUGGUGGUAUAAAGCAAAUGAUGACUGGUUAAUCCAAAAUGAAGAAGAAUAUUUAAAAGAAGUUCCUUUUGAAGAUAAAAGAGAAAUUCGUUUUACAAAUAAGAACCUUAUGACAACAUCAGGUCUUUUAUAUUACAUUGAAUGGAGUCAAAAAGGAAAUAAAUUUAGAAUAGAACUUUUUACUUCACAUUCUCUUUGUGAUGGCAGAACGAUAUUUAAUUGUUUUGAUGUUAUUAGAAGUGUAAUCACUGAAGAGAAGUGCACUUUUGAAGAUGAUCCACUUCUUGAUUAUGAUGUUACUUCAUAUUACUCAUUAACACAAGACCAAUUAAAUUCUAUACCAGAGGCAUGGCAUUUGGAAGAAGGGAGAUGGUACCCAGAUACUGGAUUUGAUGAGAAUGAAAAUAUAUGUCAAACAGUGUCAUAUUGUUAUGACAGUGUAAAUAAAUUUUGUCAUAAAUAUAAAGUUGGUAUUCAGUCUAUUAUCAAUACUUGUCAAACUCGUGCUUUUAAAAAAUUUUAUAAUUUACCUGAUAGUACUGAAAUAAUAAUUUGGUGUCCUACUGAUACUAGACAUUCUUUAUUUGCAAAUGAACCAAUUAAAAGAAGACAUUUUUAUGCAAAUAAUGGUGGUAGUUUUAUUAGAACAAAAGGAUAUGGUGAUCUAUUAAAAGACAUUAUUGAAGGAGAUAAAGCUGUAAAAGAAUAUACAAAAAGAUAUGAUUGUUGUUUGAAUGUGAUUAAUCAAGCAAAAGGAUUGUUGGACCGUCUUCCUUCAGUUUUUAAUAAAUCUCUUAUUGUAUCUAAUAUCGGAUCUAUCAGAGAAUUCUCUCAUCCAGAAUUUGCUCUUUAUUACCUUUUUAAUAAGAAUACAUACUGUAUUAAUAUGUACUCAUUCCAUAAUGAUGAAACCAUUUAUUUCAUGUAUGCUAGACCAUUAAAAAUAAAUUCAGAAUUAUUAGACUUAAUGUUAAAUGAACUUAAUAACAUCAUGAAAUUUAUUAACUCAGUAGUUGAUUAA